AUGGCGGCGCCCAGCGCCGGGGGCGCGGCGGCGGCAGCGGCGGGGGGGAACCGAGGGCGGCCGCCUCCCGUCACUCCCCGGCAGAUCCGCGACCUCAUCGACGGCGGCAUCGCCACCGAGGGGCCCGGGCCCGGCGGGAAAGACACAUCCGACUGCUCGGAUCGAGCCAAUGGACCUUCCCAAAUGGAAGCUCUUUCCUUGGAAUCUGCCAGCAGGGAAGCUUAUUUCAGCAGAGUGGAAACAUUCACCCCGCUGAGGUGGGCGGGCAAACCGGCGUCGCUGUCGCCGCUGGUGUGCGCCAGGUUGGGCUGGGUGAGCGUGGAGUGCGACAUGCUCAGGUGCUCCAGCUGCCAGGCCUACCUGUGCGCCAGCCUGCAGCUGGCCCUGGACCUCAGCACCUACAAGGAGCGCUGUGAGGAGCUCAGGAAGGCUCUGAGCACUGCCCACGAGAAGUUCUGCUUCUGGCCAGACAGCCCCUGCCCAGAUCGCUUUGCCAGGCUGCUGGUGGAUGAGCCCAGAGUCCUUCUCCAGGAUUUCCUGGAUCGUUUCCAGAGCCUGUGUCAGCUGGAGCUGCAGCUGCCUUCCCUCAGACCGGAAGACCUGAAAAAUAUGUCCCUGACGGAGGAAAGGAUCACCCGGCUCCUCCAGCUCAUUGGGGAGGAACUGGAGCACAAAGGAGCAGAGGGAGAGAAACCUCCCGGGAAGUUUUCCACGGAAAUCCUGCAGGUUCACGUUCCCGCCUGUAUCCUGGCGCUGUGCGGCUGGACCUGCAGUGCUGCCUCGGGCUCCAUGAACCUCUCCGUGAUCACCUGCUCCCGCUGCAUGAGGAAGGUGGGGCUGUGGGGCUUCCACCAGCUGGAAUCUUCCGCAGCUCCGGAGCCGGAUUCCUGCGGCUCCGGCAGCGCCACCCCGGCCGCUCCCGAGCGCUUCCCGCCCGUUCCCACAUCCCCGCGCCGGAUGCUGACGCGGAGCCAGGAUCCGGGAUCCGAGCAGCACGAGAAGAGCCCAUCCCCGGCUGUAUCCCGCCCAAGGGGUUGGGAUUCUCCCAGCUCCAUGGACCGGGGCGAGCUGGAUGUGAGCAGGGAUGUGACGCUGAGGAGCCGCCCGGUGACGCGGAGCAUGGGCCAGGGGGACAACAUGGAGGUGCCAUCCAGCCCUGUCCGCAGGGCCAAGCGAGCGCGGCUCUGCUCUUCCAGCAGCUCGGACACUUCCUUGAGGAGCUUCUUUCACCCCAGCUCUCAGCACCGGGAUUGGUGUCCCUGGGUCAGCAGCGGGGAGGGAGAGGAAUCCCUGGAAGAUGCUGCAUCCCAGACGGAGAAGGAACCUGGGAAAGCCAAGCCAGGCUGGGAAGUGGUGCUGAAGAGGCUCCUCAGCAUCCAAAAAUGUGACACGGAGCCCGAGACGGAGCCAGCGAGCCUCUCGGAGAAAUCCUGCAAGGUGUUCCGCAUUUUCCGGCAGUGGGAGAGCAUGAAUUCCUCCUGAAUUCCAGAAACCGGCACGGGGGGCAUCGGGAGAGAGAGAUCCAAACCUCUCGGUGGCUCCAGCUCCGCGCCUCGGGAAGGGGAAUCCGAGGAAACUCCAAACGGCCACCUUGGCAUCUCCCCUUCCCUGGCUGCCUUCCUGAAGCUCCUGCCUUCACAAACUGCUGCUGUGUCCCUGGGCUCCAGAGGGGCUGGACAGCUCUUCCCGGAGCUGGGAAUGUGACGAGGGGACACCGUCACCUCCCGAGGUGUCCGCGGUGUCCGGCCGCCUCGCGACACCAGGUGGGAAUAAACAUUUCAUUUUUGUUGUUUUUU
Molecule: messenger RNA, 1796 nt
Organism: Pseudopodoces humilis (Tibetan ground-tit)
Lineage: Eukaryota; Metazoa; Chordata; Aves; Passeriformes; Paridae
Source: RefSeq, a predicted model, not a curated record